Molecule: messenger RNA, 2248 nt
Organism: Oncorhynchus mykiss (rainbow trout)
Lineage: Eukaryota; Metazoa; Chordata; Actinopteri; Salmoniformes; Salmonidae
Gene: dguok
Product: deoxyguanosine kinase
Cellular component (GO): cytoplasm; mitochondrion
Molecular function (GO): deoxyguanosine kinase activity
Source: RefSeq, a predicted model, not a curated record
GAUUAUUUUUAACUCGACAACCGGAAAUGCAGGGCUGCUGUCCAAAACAUCCGACUUUAGCAAGCGUGUGACAAAUUAAGACGUCUGAGAAGCCAAAAAUAAAUAAAACGCAGCCUUUAGAAGAGCAUUAAUUAAACUUGUAUGACGGCGCUGUAAAAUAUAUUUUAAUGUAAUGAUGUUCAAAUCAUACCUCUUGUGUAUGCUAUUUAAUGGCCGAACUUGGCAUUGAUUUAUUGUGACAGCUAGCUAACGUUACUGUAGCCCCAAACAGUUUGUUUGACCUAGCGAUAGCUAGCCAUCUGGUCACUAAUGCCAUGUACUCAUUCUACCGGUUCCUGGUGUUGAAUCUGAUUUCCCAUUGUAAAAACCUCACAGUCUCGUUGCGAUAUAUCGGAUCGGUUAAGCGGCAUGUUUUGAGAACCCGCCGAGACGAAAAUCCAAUGCUUCUCUACUCAACAAUUGCGAGAAGGGCGACCAACCUCUGCCUGUUGCGCUCACCACACUGUCAUUCAAGCACCGGGCCAAUGGACGACAUUAACCGAGUUAAGAGGGUCUCUAUUGAAGGCAACAUUGCGGUAGGAAAGUCGACAUUCGCGCAACUCCUGCAGUUUGCUGGCCAAGACUGGGAAGUGGUUCCUGAGCCCGUGGGGAAAUGGCAGAGCAUCGAGAGUGGGUCUUCACAACAGAAGGUCAGUAACCUGUUGGAUAUGAUGUACCAGGACCCUCAGCGCUGGUCCUACACCUUUCAGACCAACUCCUGCAUGAGCCGCAUGCGCACCCAGCUGCAGCCACCACCAGCACACCUGUUCAGAGCAGAGGGCGUCCCUGUGCAGGUCUUUGAGCGCUCUGUGUACAGUGAUAGGUAUGUAUUUGCCCUGAACAUGUUUGAGCUGGGCUGCAUCAACUCUACUGAGUGGGCUGUCUAUCAGGACUGGCAUUCCUUCCUGGUGGAACAGUUUGGCCGUCAGGUGGAACUGGAGGGCAUAAUUUACCUCCGAGCCCCCCCACAGAAGUGUAUGGAGCGUCUGGGACAACGGGGGCGGGUGGAGGAGAAAGGAGUGCAGCUAGACUACCUGGAGAAACUACACACCCAGCAUGAGAGGUGGCUCAUAGACAAGAGCACUAAGCUGCACUUUGAGCAGUUGACCCGGGUGCCUGUAUUGGUGCUGGAUGCCAGUCUAGAGUUUGAGGAGGACCCUAAGGUGUGGGCCAAAUUUAUCACACAGGUGAAGGACUUCUUCAGUGGACUAUGAGGUACAGUCAGUUGUGUGGCUAUGAACUCCAUGGGAUCAAGAUAUGCAACCAUUUGGACCUCAGUCAGUAUAUGGCAUUUGCAACUGUUCUGUCUGAUUUAUCCCCCACAUCCUUUCACUAUAUCCUCACUUAUUUUGGGGUAUGUCAGACUUCCAAUUGUGGGGUUUCCGUUGGCUAAUUACAGAUUUUAGAAUGCAGUUUGUGAAUAUAGAAUCAGAUCUAUAUUGGACCAUAUUCAACAUAAAUAAAGAAGCAGAUUUUGGAUUGUUAUCUGGGAACUGUAAAAAAAUAAAUAGGCCACAAUCUGAUGCAAAAUUGUCUGGUGUUGUGGGAAUUCUAACCAAUCAGGAGAGACUUUCUUCAUACAAUCAUACUUUAAUAUCAAUUAAUUAUUGCAAUUAUGGAGCUGGUCAAUGUUAAGGUCUUAGAGUGGACCUAAAAAUGGUUCCACCCCUCCCCGGCAGAUCACCUUGUUUUCUUCGUGGCUAUGUGUAUCGGGUCAUAGCGCACAAACAAGUAAUGUUAGUUCCGUUACUCCUCUGUUCAAACCAGACUCUGUUCACCUCAUAUCUCCACACAGCUGUGCCUUGAAAGAUAUGAGAAGAACGGGAUGGACUGAGACACUGGUCACUCUCAGGAGGCAGAGUGGAAAAAUACCUUCAAACAGACAGUGGAAAUGUACAGGUUUAAGGCUCAUACAGCACAUGUGCAUAAAAGUUUAGCAUUAAGAACUAUUAAAGUAAUUCUUCAUCACAUUGUCUCUGCUACUGUAUACAAGAUUAAGUAGUCUGUUACAGAUGUUGUUUCUCCUCUAUAUUGGUUUCGACUUCAAUGUUACUUUGGGUAUUUAGUUAUUUACUUAUUCCUGUAUUUAUGGUGUCAGAGUUGCAUCCUAUUUGAGCUGCUUUGACAUGUAAUUCAGAAUACCACAUCAAUAAAUAUUUUGUAGCCAAAUCUGAUAAAAGGUAAAUUAAUAAAUUGAAUUAAAGUUGUA